CUCUUUAUCGGUUUUGUUUUUGAAGCUUUCCCCAUUUUUUUACCCAAAUCCAAGCAAGUUUUCCCGGGUAUCUCUUGAGGACUACUCGGCUUCUAAACAAUCUCCAGCAAUAUAACCCCUCCUUUUCCAAGAUGUUUGGAUUUCUGAAGUCACCUGCCAAUAAUAAUAGUAAUAAUGUUUCUAAGCCGAACCCCCCCACUUCUAGUGGUAAUCCCUUUGAUUCAGAUUCAGAUUCCGAAGACAACAAGAUUCUUAAACCAGCAAGACGAACUUCCUCCGAGCCUAUGCUAUUAAUCUCAAAUCUUGGUGAGGAUGACCAUGGACAAAAAAAACAAUCUUCAGCUUCCACUAGACCAUCACCUGCAAGAGAUAAAAAUAGGUACAAGAAAAAUUUCCGUGACUCAGGAGGAUUACAGAACCAGACUAUGGAAGAACUUGAGAAUUAUGCUGUCUAUAAAGCUGAGGAGACAACAAAGAGUGUCAGUAACUGCUUGAAGAUUGCUGAGAACAUAAGAGAGGAUGCAACAAAGACACUUGACAUGCUGCAUCAACAGGGUGAGCAAAUUACAAGGACACAUGAGAUGGCUGUUGAGAUUGAUAAAGAUUUGAGUAAGGGGGAGAAGCUUUUGAAUAAUCUUGGUGGCAUGUUCUCUAUGCCUUGGAAACCAAAGAAGACCAAAAAUAUUACAGGGCCAGUAAUCACCUCAGAUAAGCCCUCCAAAAAGGGUGAAAAACAAUCACAGGAGAGACAAAAAUUGGGUUUAGCUCCUGCACCCAAAGCAGGUAGUAAAACACCUCCAGAACCGACGACAGCCUUGCAGAAAGUAGAGGUGGAGAAGACAAAACAAGAUGAUGCACUUUCAGAUCUAAGUAACAUUUUGGGUGAUCUGAAGGGCAUGGCUGUUGAUAUGGGAACCGAACUUGACAGACAAAACAAAGCUCUCGAUCAUCUUCAAGACGAUGUGGACGAACUGAAUUCUCGGGUGAAAGGUGCCAACCAACGGGCACGUCAUUUGCUUUCAAAGUGAAAAUUUGCGAACUGAAAGAUGUUAUGUAGAUGGUGAAAAAAGAAGGCCCUAGGUAGACACGCUUGGAUGAUCCCUGUUUACCUUUUCAUUUCCCCACUCCGUUAUUGAUUAUGUUGUAAUAACUAAUUUCUGGUGUU
Rubroshorea leprosula is the source of this 1165-nucleotide messenger RNA. NCBI's taxonomy places the organism in Eukaryota, Viridiplantae, Streptophyta, Magnoliopsida, Malvales, Dipterocarpaceae. The record is from the annotation of a GenBank genome assembly.